This is a messenger RNA of Scleropages formosus (Asian bonytongue), 2222 nucleotides long. It is a transcript of the gene dnai7, whose product is annotated as dynein axonemal intermediate chain 7. The transcript is spliced from 15 exons. Gene Ontology annotation, molecular function: microtubule binding; beta-tubulin binding. The record is from RefSeq and is a predicted model, not a curated record. Gene Ontology annotation, cellular component: axoneme. Lineage: Eukaryota; Metazoa; Chordata; Actinopteri; Osteoglossiformes; Osteoglossidae. Bases 1 to 2211 code for a protein of 736 amino acids.
AUGUCCGAAGCUCCAAAGAAGAAGAAAGGCAAAGUUAGCAAAGAGGAGAAGGAAAAGUUAAAGAGAGAGGAGGAAGAGCGGCGGCAGAAGGAGGAAGAGGAGGCUCGUCUCCUGGCAGAGCAGGAGGAGUUGAGGAGGCUGGAGAAGGAGCAGAGGGAAGAGGAGGAGAGGCUGAGGCUUGAGCAGAAGGACAGUGAGCGCAGGGGGGACGAGCUCAACGAAGUGCGACUCCUGCUGGAGGAAAGGCAAAGUGUGGUAACUAAAUGGGAAGCGGAUCUCCGAGCGAAGGCAAAGUGGGAUCACUACAUGCAUUGUGAUGGGAGGCCAGACCCAUCAGUACAACAAGAGAUCAACAGCUAUAUCAGCCUAUGGAUAGAAGACCCGAAGGUCAAGAUUGGCCCGGUUCUGGAGGACUGUACCUUAGCCUUGCAGCUCAUAGAGCAGCUGGAGGACCUGUUCAGUGAUAGAAGACUGUCUAGAUUGAUUGAGGAGAGUGAGGAGGAGGUGCAGAAGAACCAGGAGACUCUCUAUUGUAUGCAAAGGCUCAUCCAGGUGAAACAAGACCUGGCCACAGAGGAGAUUCUCAAGCAUUCCAGCUCUAACAUGGAUAUAGAGACUGGAAACAUGCAGACAGUUUUUCAGGAUGCAAACACCACCCUGUGUCUCUGGGCUAACCUCAACAAGAACCCAAGAUUUAAAGGUUACUAUUUCCAGGAGGUGGGUUUCGGGUUUGAGCUGCCCAAGCAGUUGGCCACAUGUGAUGUGGCAGUGCGGAUUCUUCACACCCGAUAUGACCACCUGUCUCCCCUGAGUCUCAGGGCUCAGGCCACCAGACAGGGAUCCACAGUUGCAUUCACAGAACCUCACCCACCCGUACCCACCCCACAAGAGUUAGAGGAUGGAGAGGUGGAGAAAGAGGGACAUGCUGGGGAGACCACAGAGAAUGCCGAGGAAGACACGCAUUCAGCCAGAUUAGAGGCCGUGAAGAGCGUCGUCAGCAUGGAGUCAGACGAGGAGAAGAACAUCGAACAGAAACAGGAAUUGCUGAAGGAAGACACUAGGAUGGAUAGCGUGGAGGAAGAAACUGCUGCAGUUGUGUCUGUAGGUGAGCAAGACAUUACUGAAUCCAAGGAGCCUGUGAUAGACACCGUGGAUGCUGAUGUUGUUGAACUGGACCAGUUCACACCACUGGGAGGGGUCUUCCAUUUCCAUCUAUUCCAACUGCCACCCCAGUCUAAGGUGAUCGGUAGCUGGGAAUUGAGAGAGUUGUUGGACAGUGGACUCAAAGUCUUUCCCUACCCUGUGACACAAUCACAACUUCACAGUUCGUUUGAGAAGAUCGAUGAAGAAACUGCUUCAACUUCCCAGCCAGUUGGGGUCACUGUCACAAUCCCAAACUAUGUAACGUUCCUGGAGGACCCUCAGGUGGCUCGUUGGGAUACGGCAGAUUCUCAGUGGAGAAAAGACUUAAUUAGUGACAUCAUAUAUGACAAGUCCUCAGAAAGGAUUUCCUUCCAGAUGGAUUCCUUCUACAGCUUCACACUUAUUCAGGAGACCUACAUCAACAUGCCCUUCCAGUCUUGGGAACUGCAGCCGUUGGGUCUGAAUGAAGCACUGCUGACAGUUAUUGGCGCAGUAACUGAAGUCAGCAUCAGAGUCAAAGACCACCAGUGUAUGUUGGUCUCCAUCCAAGGUAGCGAACUCCCCCAUGUGACGGGGAAGUGGAUGCACCCCUCUGCACUGCAGAAAGCCAUGAGUAGCUCAGGGGUAAACAUAUUUGUGAAGCAGCACUCGGAAAAGUACGUCAGCAUCAGCGCGAAGGACCCUUCAGUGGAACAAAUGGCAUAUGAACAGAUGGCCCUGACCUCUUCUGCUGUUGCCUUCUCAUGGAGUCGCUGGAACUCAAACUGCGGGGAGGAUCAUGUGGUGGUGCAGGCAUGUGAGCACCUGGAUGAGGGGCCUGUGCCAGAACAAGCAUGGUCUCUCUUUUUGGUUGGAGCUCAGAGAAGUAAACGUCUGCAAAUGAAGGAGCAGAGUGAGCACUUCUCCACAAACCUGCUCAAGGGCAGCGAAUUCCACUCCACAUUCUUGCACAUGCUCCGCGAUGGUAUGAGUGAGGGGGCGUGCGUUCGGCUCGAAGACUCGAGCCACUUUUUUGUUGACUGUGUGCUAAGUCUCCUGCAGGCCACACGGGUGCUUACCCACUCCUGAGCACUGUGCAC